CAGAGCAUGUUAGAGAAGGAGGGAGAGGUAGGGAGGUAGAGGUAGGUAGACAGAGAGAUGCAGUGCCACAGUGUAUGUGUCUGCGAGGCUGUCAGUAGCGCAACCCUUCAUCCUCUCGUCAGGGACCAUGAUUUGCUGUGGAGCUGCGAUGCACAGAUUCACUGCAGAAGCAGGGAAUGCAGAUAGAAGUUCACCUUGAGCUGGAGUCCAGCCGUGCCACUCUGGACCUCUGGGAUUACAAGAAAUGCUCAUUGAUCCCAAGAUCAGAGAUUUAAUCGGACCUGACAUCCUGCCAAACCAAAAGUGGCUCCAAUAUUUUUAACUUUUGGAUUACUGACUUAAACCGAAACAUCUGACAGAGAGGCUCUCAACUGACAAUCCAGGGCCAAAUCAAACAGGUACCUGGUUUGGGUGAAACUUACCAGCUUGCUCCAAGCCAGACAGCAUACAGAACCAAGACACCCACAGGUCACGCUGGAGUCCCGCAAAGCCACCACCAAGCAGGUUCUGCAUCCCAGGGACCCUGGAGCUGGCCUGACCUUGGACCGUCUGUCACCUGAACCCCUCCUGGCACCGGCAGAGACGUCCAGCAUGUCUCAGACCGGAGGACGGUACCACAACAAAAAGGCUGGCAUUCGGGCCGCAGUGAUCCUGAUCGGACUCCUGCACAAGUCUCGCAAAGCCAAGGAGAAGGAGAGGGAGAAAGAGGAGAGUGAAGGGAAACAGGAGCUGCUGAACAUUUCCAACGUCCCUCUGGGAGAAUGUCCCCCCUCACCGCCCCGCACUGCACCGCCCAGCAUGAAGUCUGCAGAGUUCUUCGAUAUGCUGGAGAGGAUGCAGGUCCCUAAAGCUGAAGAAACCAAAAGAUGGAAGGAUGACUACAUCCCCUACCCACGGAUAGAAGAUGUCCUGGAGAAAGGCGGUCCAUAUCCCCAGGUAAUCCUGCCACAGUUUGGGGGUUACUGGAUUGAGGAUGUGGAGGCACCAGCAGGGACCCCGUCCUCCUCUGAGUCCAGUUUCUGUGAGGAGGAGGAUGUAGGAGAGGGCAUGAGCCCUGGCGGGGGGCACAGCUACCGCCUGGAGUGUAACAGCACAGCCCGCGCCUACCGCAAGCACUUCCUAGGCAAGGAGCACAUGAACUAUUACUGCACUGGCAGCAGCAUAGGCAACCUCAUCAUGUCUCUGAAACACGAGGAGGCGGAGGGCCAGGAGUUCCUACGCAUCAUGCUCAGAUCAAGGAUCAAAACAGUCCAUGACAGGAUUUCUUUAGCAGGCAUCAACCAGCUGCCUAGCGUACCACAGAUUGCGAAGCUUCUGUGUGAUGAUGCCACAGGGCUGAAGUUCAACCCUGUCCUGUACCCUCGGGGAUCCCAGUUGAUAGUGGCUUAUGAUGAACACGAGGUGAACAACACCUUCAAAUUUGGAGUCAUCUACCAGAAGUUUGGACAGACAUCAGAGGAAGAGUUGUUUGGGAACAAUGAGGAGACGCCGGCUUUCAAGGAGUUCCUCAGCAUCCUAGGAGACAACAUUGAACUUCAGGACUUUAAAGGGUUCCGCGGUGGGCUGGAUGUAUCCCACGGACAAACUGGAUCUGAAUCUGUCUACACUGUCUUCAGACAGAGAGAGAUUAUGUUCCAUGUGUCAACCAAGCUUCCGUUCACAGAGGGAGACGUCCAGCAGCUCCAGAGGAAAAGGCACAUAGGAAAUGACAUAGUGGCUGCAGUCUUCCAGGAAGAGCCCACACCGUUUGUUCCAGACAUGAUUGCCUCCAAUUUCCUACAUGCUUAUGUGCUGGUGCAGGUUGAGAACCCCUGUACAGAGCACACAACAUACAAGGUGUCUGUUACAGCGAGGGAGGAUGUGCCUCCUUUUGGACCCUCUCUCCCGAAUCCAGCUGUCUUUAGGAAGGGUCCUGAGUUUCGAGACUUCCUGCUGACAAAGCUGAUCAAUGCUGAAAACGCCUGCUACAAGUCUGACAAAUUCGCCAAACUAGAGGGGCGAACGCGAGCCGCACUGCUGGACAACCUCCACGAUGAACUGCACAGACAGAGCCAGGCAACACUGGGUCUGAGCCAAGCAGGAGAGGAAGACAAGCUAGAGAAUGGGGGCCACGGGGGUCUGCUAGAGUCCUUUAAGAGAGCCAUGCGUGUCAGGAGCCACUCCAUGGAGACCAUGGUGGGGUCUCACCGUCACAGGAGCCCCGGGGUGGGAGGUGGGGUCCCGGCCAGCGUGAGUGGAGGAGGGCUGCCGCAGAGCACCAGCGAAUGCACAAAGAGCACCUUCACUCCUCCUGGGUUGUCCGCCAAGUCUCCUCUGAAGAGCCCAGUGAAACGGCGUUCAGGCCUCUUCCCUCGUCUCCACUCUAGCACAGAAUCCCCUUCGGACAAACACACACGCAGCGACCAAAAGCUUGCAGAGAUCUGCCCACUGUCCCAAGAAGUGAGGUCAGAGACAUCAUCCAAUCCCAGCUCACCUGAGAUCUGCCCCAACAAAGAAAGGCCAUUCAUCAAGCUGAAAGAGUGCAGCAGCGGUAGACCGAACAUCUCUCGUUCCUCAUCUAGUACCAGCAGCUUCAGCAGCACCACGGGAGAAACAGAAGCUCUGGAAGAACUGGAGACAGCCACCCAUCCUUGUAUAGCAUCCUCCUCUGCCUUCAGUCCUUCCCUCAGUGUCGACAGCCAGGGAUCAGGUACGCCUGUCAUCAUGUGCCGCAGUCCAACAGCAGACGUGAAAAGUAAGACGUCACCGAGGUCAAACUUGAAAUUCCGCUUUGACAAAAUGAGCCACUCAUCCACAACUUCCGAGUAGCCUUGUGGAAUGGAAAUAUCAGACUUGCACAACAAAGGGACCGCGCGGGUCGACGGAGCUGCAAAAAUUAAAAAAAGAAAUCACAACAACCACAAAAUCACUGUAGAACCACUUCCCUACGCCAAGGAUAAUCUGACAAGAUUACCAACUGCACCAGAGUCCCCACAAACUAUAAACUAACUGACAAUACUGUGAGUGUAUAGUGCAGAGAAGCAGCUAACAUGUUGGCUUUCUUUUUAACCAGCCUUAGGCGACACAAAUUAGUCAGUACUUUGCCGAUGUUACAAGUUGCUGCAUCUUUGUUAAUUGUUCACAUUACAUGGAAGUCCUCGCAUGGCUGUACUACUGUGAGUGGAGGCCGAGCCAGUCUCUGCCUCAGCUUUUUCUCAAGCAUCUAGUUUAAUAGAGAGAUACGGUGAUCUAGAGGAAUGGUGCCAUGAGACUCUUUAUGUAGUCGACUGGUCAGUGGAAAAAUCGUCUUUAAGAAUUGUCAGACAUCAGGAUGUUCCCUUUUUGCCUUUGCCCUUGAAUGGUACGUCUGGCAACAGUUCCUCUUUUGCCAAAAAAAAGUACACAGAGACAGAGACAAACUCACACAAGCACAGAAACAUAAUGUAGGCUUACAGUAGCAGCACUUUAGAGGUGACAAUACUGGGAGUCUCAAUUCUCCACCGCAGGAUCUGAGCUUGUUUUUUGCAUAGAAAAACGCCUUUCUAGAGAACACCUUUGAUUUUUUUGAGAUGCUUUUGUAACCUCGCUAGCUGCUGCAUUGUGUCUGCUGCACUAUCAACACAACAUCGCUGAAAUUCAGUCAAUACCCGACAGCAUUUCUGUACCUUUAAGGGUAACUUCUUCAAAUCCCUGAACUCAAGUGCUUGGUUAGUGGAAAUUAGCUCAUAGUAGGGCACAGUAGGAGACACUGCCAACACAUUUUGCCAUAAGCUUAUUUUAGCCAAAGCUGCGCCUUACAAUCUAUCAAAAGCCCUUUUCACCACUGAUGAUCUAUCUCUGUCUGCCUGUCUGUCUGACUGUCUGCUGUCUCUCUCACUAUGUGAGAGGGCAGGAAUCUUCUGGAUCCGGUUACAGCACAGUUGUGGGUAGCCGAUCAACGCCCACAUUUGCUGAAAAUAGACGUUGCACUUACUGAAAACAUUUCACCUUCUGAUACCUCCCAUUGAAGCUUGCUAGCUCGGUGUAUCUGUGUCUAUGUUUGAUGGAACUUUUGAACAGGAAGAAUCUCCCGGGUUUGAAGUUUCCCAGCAUGUGAGCUGAUGACGAUGACUUGAAAAAAAAAGAUGCUUCAGGUUAAAUGAACCUUUGAACCACACUUUAGCAAAAACACUUUGAAUGUGAACUUAGAGCUUUUUUGCCCAUAUUUGUUUGUUUUUUGUUUGUUUGUUUGUUUUUUAUGCUUUGUUAGUUGUUAAUAUGAAGUCUCUUAGAUGUAAAUGGCAAAGCCAGUUGCUUACAAGCACAACAGGACAAUAGGUCUACACUAGUCCUCAACUAUACCCUAACAUUAGCCUGGAGCUGCACAAAUUAGAGUUAGCAGGGCAAACUGAAAGUGUGCUAAUCAAGAAAAAGCUUAAAGACACACAAAUGUGUUUGUGACCAAACAACCAAACUGGAAGGUCUUUGGAAGAAUGUCAAUGUACUCCUACUGUGGAGUGAACCAUUCCUGGAUGGCUCGAUAGUGUGUGAAGUUCUGUCACAUCAAACUCAAAUCCCAGAGGCUUUAAAGGGUCAGUUCACCCAAAUUACAAAAAUCUCCUUUGCAAUUUAGGUGGCAUUUUAACUUGCAAGGCCGCUGUUAAGUUCCUUGAUAAGUACCUCAAGGAACUUAACAGCGGUGACUAAUACACACUGUGCUCACUUAGCGUAGGCUGGUGAUUACCUCGAGCAAGGGAAGCAGGGACAGAAAUCACACAAAAGUGGGACGUUCAGAUGUCAUUUAGUUCGUAGCAGGUAUCGCCUAAAUGCCCUGCAGCCUUUCCUCUGUUCAUAUGCUUAAUUUAUUAAACUGAUAACUUCUUUUGCAUUGAUGUCAUGUAAAAAUGUAACUGCAGAGUAUGCUAAUUAAUAAGGUAAAAAUGAUUAAAGGAAAUAUAUUAAUUUAAAAGAUGUCUAAACAUGUAUAUGUAUAUUUGGUUAUGUAACGUGCCAUUGAGAAUUUAUUCUAAAAUAAAAUGUUGUAUUUU
Epinephelus moara (kelp grouper) is the source of this 5006-nucleotide messenger RNA. It is a transcript of the gene rap1gap2a, whose product is annotated as RAP1 GTPase activating protein 2a. Lineage: Eukaryota; Metazoa; Chordata; Actinopteri; Perciformes; Serranidae. The coding region runs from base 592 to 2808 and encodes 738 amino acids. Gene Ontology annotation, biological process: regulation of small GTPase mediated signal transduction; activation of GTPase activity. The record is from RefSeq and is a predicted model, not a curated record. The transcript has 23 exons. Gene Ontology annotation, cellular component: plasma membrane; cytoplasm. Gene Ontology annotation, molecular function: GTPase activator activity.